Messenger RNA from Nezara viridula (southern green stink bug), 1762 nucleotides. NCBI's taxonomy places the organism in Eukaryota, Metazoa, Arthropoda, Insecta, Hemiptera, Pentatomidae. The record is from the annotation of a GenBank genome assembly.
AUUAUAUCCUUCUUAUCUGUAAUAUAUUACCCUUGGUUAAGCUGAAGUAUUUGUUUGAAAUGAAACACCUAUAUUGAUUUGAGUUCAGUUUGUGUUGGUUGCUAUGAUAAUGAAGAGAUAGGUCUGAUAUAUUGAAAGCAUGGCCAUAAACUUAGGUAGCACAGGAAAAGGAAAGAUGAAAAAGGAUGUUUCAGAUAUGUGGGAAGAUAAAGAAGUUAGAUUUGACAUUCCUAUUACGUUAAGUAACAUGAGAACUGGGGAAAAAAUCAUAGACAAAUUAGAUUUUGUGGAGGAUACCAAAGGCAAUAAUGGCGAUAAAGGAAGGUUGAUAGUAACAAAUUUACGAAUUCUAUGGCAUUCACUAUCUGUGUUUAGAAUUAGCUUGUCCAUUGGAUUCAAUUGUAUAGUUUCAGCUACUACUAAAGUAGUAAAUUCAAAACUUAGAGGAACCACAGAAGCUCUCCAUUUGCUCACUAAGUUCAACAACUCCCGAUUUGAAUUCAUUUUUACAAAUUUAGUCUCUGGAAACACUCGACAUUUCACAUCUGUUAUGGGUGUUCAUAAAGCUUACCUUUCUUCUAAACCCUACCGAGAACUCAAGCUUCGUGGGGCUGUGGUCCGACACAAGCAGCUUGUAAUACUUCCUUUAGAACAUAUAUGUGAUGUAGUUGAUGGUGUUUGGAAUUUAUCCAGUGAUCAAGGAAAUUUAGGUUCUUUCAUCAUUACUAAUAUUCGUUUGGUUUGGUUUGCUGAAAUGAAUGAAAAUUUUAAUAUUUCCCUACCCUAUCUCCAAAUUUCAUCAGUCAAAAUUCGUGAUUCUCGGUUUGGUCCAGCUUUGGUUGUUGAGAGCAAACCAGGUAGUGGUGCCUAUGUUUUAGGAUUCAAAAUCGAUCCGGUUUCUAAAUUGCAACAAGUUGCCAAGGAACUAAGUUCAAUGCUUGAGAUUCAUUCUGCUAACCCUGAAUUCGGAGUUGAAUAUUCUCUCAGUGAUCAGGCUGUUUUAGCUGAAACAGUACCCAUAAAGGAGCCAGAAUUUGUAGAAGUUGAAGAGGAAGAUGUGACUGGUGUAACCGCCGCUCAUUACUCUGAUGGAAGCCAAGAUAGACCGCCUGUAUACUGCAAUGAACUUGGGCUUGCAAUCGAAGCUCUAGCUGAUGGUCAAAACUUGUCCACUCUUUGGCAAAUUGUACCUUCUAAGGCGUAAUUUUUAUGUCAUAAUUUGUUUUUAUUAGUUCUUUCCGAAGAAAAAUUUCAUUGACGGUCAUCUUAAUUUGAAGAAUAUUAAAAUUAAAAGAGUACACUUAUGCUAUGAAAUCACAGAGGUAUUGGAAGGUACAAAUAUCGGUUUAACUAUUAGUGCUCUGGUAAAGUUAUCUGUUUUUUGUGUUGUUAUUUAUUCUGUUUUUACUAAAAAAUAAUCUUUGAAGAUAGUUAUGGAGAAAAAAUGACAUUUAGUUAAUAAUAAUCCAUCUAAAGUUUUACAUAUUUGAUGAUACUUUAGACUGAUAUAAAUUGUGAAACCUGUUAUUUUUUAAUUCAAUUCCUAUACCUAGUUCUAUCAUAUUUCUACCAAUGAAACUUUAUAACUUUGAUACCUAUUAGAUGAUAUUAUAUUUUAUUUUAAACUAAUUGCAUUUUCUUUUUUAAAAUCCAUAUGUAGUGUAUUUCAUCAGGUUCAGAUUCUAUGGCCCAUCCACUUAGCUCAGAUGAAAAAACUUGUGAGCAUGGAUGGGGCUAAACUUAAGUUACAAGUAUAUUAUUU